UGAAUAUAAUAUUUAUCAGAAGCGCAUAUAUACCGUUAACUGUAUCAUAAUACUGUCAUUCAUUUGUGAACAUUUAUUAGAUUUUUAGUUCAUAAUUCAAAAUAAUAAACCAUGAAGUAUUUUUUUAUACUUUUAGCAGACUUUAUGAUUCUUGUCAAUUCUGGAGUACAAGAUUUCAAGUUUCGACCAAAUUUGCCACUAGGAGAAUAUCGAUUAUAUUUUAACUCUGUCCAACAAUGUUGUCAGAAAUGCGCUAUACAGCAAAAUUUUUAUUUCUUCAAGACAAGUAGUACUAGAGUCGAACUAAGAGGAAAUAUGUCAUCUAUUAAUAAGGCAUUUGAUGAUACUUUAUGGUUUCGUGGUGCUAUGUCAGUAAAAGAUAAAAUUGGUACCUGGCAAAAUAAUGCGUACGUUUAUAGUUCACCCCAUGCUUACAAAACUAUGAAAAGUCUUCUUGGAGAUGAAUUUCGUGUUUUUUUAAAUAGCUUUGGACUCAAUGACACAAAACAAAAUAUAAUACCACCGGGUACAUAUAUCACCAAAGGUUAUGAUUUAUCAAAUUUUCCAUCAAAUACAAAUUUGCCAAGACAAAUUUUUUAUGGAAUUUACAAAUAUAAUAUUAAUUAUACGGAGAAAAAUGGCGAUCUUGUUGCAUGUCAUAUGUUUGUCCUUGAAGUAAAACGUCCAUGGGAAUUGGAAUAAAUUUGUUAAUUUAUGCCUGGUGUUAGUAGUUUGUUAGAACUUUAUUAUGUUUAAAAUU
Messenger RNA from Acyrthosiphon pisum (pea aphid), 760 nucleotides. RefSeq lists its product as uncharacterized. The record is from RefSeq and is a predicted model, not a curated record. NCBI's taxonomy places the organism in Eukaryota, Metazoa, Arthropoda, Insecta, Hemiptera, Aphididae. Bases 112 to 702 code for a protein of 196 amino acids. The transcript has 4 exons.